This is a messenger RNA of Macrobrachium nipponense, 450 nucleotides long. RefSeq lists its product as uncharacterized. Lineage: Eukaryota; Metazoa; Arthropoda; Malacostraca; Decapoda; Palaemonidae. The transcript has a single exon. The record is from RefSeq and is a predicted model, not a curated record. The coding region runs from base 1 to 450 and encodes 149 amino acids.
AUGGGGGAAGCAAAGAGGGUGGAGGGACCAGUGAUGGCGAUACAGGAUACAGAAGUGAAGAGAGCAUUAAGGAACAUGAAGAAUGGUAAAUCACCAAGUACAUUAGAGUUCCAAACUGAAAUGAUCAAAUUACUAGGUACAGAGGGAGAGAAAUGUAUGAUGGAUUUAUUAGAAGGUAUAUGGGAAGAGGAAGAAAUGCGAAGGGACUGUGAGGAGAGUCUAAUGGUAUAUAUAUUCAAGAAGAUGGGAGAUGUCAUGGAUUGUGGCAACUACAGGAGAAUUAAACUAAUAGAGCAUGAAUCGAAGGUUUUAGAGAGAAUACUGGAUGAGAGAUUAAGAGAGAUUGUAAAGAUCAGGAAACAGCAGUAUGGAUUCAUGAGAAGAAGAGGGACAGUGGAUGCCAUCUUCAUAGUAAGAAAGCUACAGGAAAAGAGGGUAGAGGGAAAAUAG